ACUUUUAAUGUUAUCAAAUUAGUGAAAAUGUUUGCGGUAAUCAAAAGUUUAACAAAACUUCGGCUUGAUUUCAGACAAGUGCGGCUAAUUGGAAAAUCAAUAACUCAACCAUCUACUUUUAUUUCUACAUCGAUCAGGCAUCUUCAACAAUUUGACAUGACUUACGGAAACGAGAACGGUUAUGGUGGAAAAAGCAGCAGCUACGGCAAUCGCUCUAAUGGAUUUAACUCGAGUCGAGGCAAUCGUAGUGGUGGAUACGGCAAUAGCUCCAGUAAUGGUUACGGAAAUCGGAAUGGAGGAUUUAGCCGCGGUUCGAAAGAUAGUUUCGGUGGCUCAAAAAUGACUAAACCUAAUUGGAGUUCCGAAUUUUUGAAACCUUUCAAGAAGGACUUCUAUUGCCCUCAUCCGAAUGUCGCCAACCGCUCUUAUCGCGAAGUUGAAGAGUACCGCAAUGCUAAAGAAAUCACAGUUCAUGGAGAUGCUCCUAAUCCAAUCCAGUACUUUGAAGAAGCCAACUUUCCUGAUUAUGUGAUGCAAGGAAUAAAAAAACAAGGAUACACAGAACCCACGGCUAUUCAAGCACAAGGAUGGCCUAUUGCAAUGAGUGGAAAAAAUAUGGUUGGCAUUGCUCAAACAGGUUCUGGCAAAACCUUAGGUUACAUACUACCUGCUAUAGUACACAUAAAUAAUCAACCUUCCAUAUCCAGAGGAGAUGGACCUAUUGCUUUAGUCUUAGCUCCUACCAGAGAACUAGCACAACAAAUUCAACAAGUAGCCACAGAAUUUGGAAGUCUUUCCUACGUGCGUAACACCUGUGUCUUUGGAGGUGCACCUAAAGGCAGUCAAGCAAGAGAUUUGGAACGAGGUGUUGAAAUUGUUAUUGCUACUCCAGGAAGACUUAUUGAUUUUCUUGAAAGUGGGCGUACCAAUCUAAAACGCUGCACUUAUCUCGUUCUUGAUGAAGCUGAUCGUAUGCUUGAUAUGGGUUUUGAACCUCAAAUUCGCAAAAUCAUUGAACAAAUCCGUCCUGACAGACAGACUUGCAUGUGGUCAGCUACUUGGCCAAAAGAAGUGAGAAAACUAGCGGAAGAUUAUCUUGGUGAUUAUGUACAAAUUAAUAUAGGAUCUUUACAGCUGUCGGCCAAUCACAAUAUUCUACAAAUUGUAGAUGUUUGUCAAGAACAUGAAAAGGAAACAAAAUUGAGCAACUUAUUACAAGAAAUUGGUAACACGCAAGAAGAGGGAGCAAAAACUAUAAUUUUUGUAGAAACCAAAAAGAAAGUUGAAAAUAUUACACGCAAUAUUCGUAGAUAUGGAUGGCCUGCAGUCUGUAUGCAUGGUGACAAGUCACAGCAAGAGAGAGAUUAUGUAUUAAGAGAAUUUAGAAGUGGAAAAAGUUCGAUUUUAGUUGCAACUGAUGUAGCUGCUCGUGGACUUGAGGCACAUGCGAGAUAAAUGUGUGUAAUACAUGUGAUAUUCCGUGAUUGG
Messenger RNA from Ctenocephalides felis (cat flea), 1488 nucleotides. Its product is annotated as ATP-dependent RNA helicase p62-like. The coding region runs from base 28 to 1455 and encodes 475 amino acids. The transcript has 5 exons. The record is from RefSeq and is a predicted model, not a curated record. Gene Ontology annotation, cellular component: nucleus; ribonucleoprotein complex; cytoplasm. NCBI's taxonomy places the organism in Eukaryota, Metazoa, Arthropoda, Insecta, Siphonaptera, Pulicidae. Gene Ontology annotation, molecular function: RNA binding; ATP binding; RNA helicase activity.